This is a messenger RNA of Penicillium canescens, 507 nucleotides long. RefSeq lists its product as uncharacterized. The record is from RefSeq and is a predicted model, not a curated record. The transcript is spliced from 3 exons. Lineage: Eukaryota; Fungi; Ascomycota; Eurotiomycetes; Eurotiales; Aspergillaceae. The coding region runs from base 1 to 507 and encodes 168 amino acids.
AUGCCACCAAAGUGGAACAUCGAAAAUGACGGCAGAAUCCUCCUCGGGGUUGUGAGCCAACUGAAGGAUCUGAACGUCACCCUCGACAUGGACAAGGUUGCCAGCUUUAUCGGACCCGAAUUUACAGCCAACUCUGUGAGAUAUCGUAUCUCUCGCCUCAAGAAGCAGGCGGAAGAAGGGCUCGCGGAGAACGACCAUACUCCUACCAAUACACCCCAAAAGCGAAAGCUUGGUCCUCGCACCCCCGCAAAGAAGAGACAGAAGAACAUUACCGAUGAGGAAGGGAACAGCAUGGAUGCUUCUUCGGCAGACAUGUCUCAUGUUGUUAUUGCCGUGGAUAAAGAAGAGGAGUUCACAGACGUUAAAGAUGAGAAAGUCAAGACCGAGAACAAAGUUGAAAUCAUCUAUGACUCAGAUGGAAUCAAAGAGCUUGGCAUAAAGGGAGAGAAGGAGGAUACCAAGCAGGGUAUCAAGGCUGAAAGCGACGACGACUUUUAUGUAGUUUAG